This is a messenger RNA of Cebus imitator (Panamanian white-faced capuchin), 4022 nucleotides long. Its product is annotated as butyrophilin subfamily 3 member A3. Gene Ontology annotation, cellular component: external side of plasma membrane. Gene Ontology annotation, biological process: T cell receptor signaling pathway; regulation of cytokine production. Lineage: Eukaryota; Metazoa; Chordata; Mammalia; Primates; Cebidae. The record is from RefSeq and is a predicted model, not a curated record. Gene Ontology annotation, molecular function: signaling receptor binding. Bases 2289 to 4022 code for a protein of 577 amino acids. The transcript is spliced from 10 exons.
GUAAAUGUGUUUAUUACAGAAGUAUUUAUAAUUUAGUAAAAUCUGAACGAACAUACAUACACAACAGGUGGGGAAUAGACAAACAAUGCAUGAUUCAGUCAUAAAACGUGUUCCAUGUAGCCAUUAGGAAUCAUAAUUUUAAUUAAGUGAGAUUAUUUAUAAUUUUAAUAAUACUAGGUCCUUACAUUAAACACUUUUGGGUAUCUUUUAGGGAUAGUGUCUAGUUAUCUUUCCAUUAAUCCUUUCCGCAAAACCUAAAGCAUGCUUUCCCAUGGAUACAAACUACUACAUUGUAUGAAUAUGUAAUUAGUGGGAGUCUCUCUGAGCCUACUCUGGCUCAGAAAGCCAUCCCUAAAGAAGAAAAAGAACAAACAAACAAACAAAAAACAAUUAUUUUCUAAACUCUUUAUUUUGGAUAUUUCUGUUUCUAUAUUUUGUUACUGCAGAUUUUACUAGAUUGAAUAGCCUUAACCAUAAAUACUUGCAUCAAUCUCUAAAUUUUUUUCUUCAACACUAACUUUUGCAAUUAGAAUUUUGGGGGCAAACGAUAUAUUUUAAAGGCCCUUGCCAUGUGUAUGUGGCCAAAAUGCUUCCAGAAACAUUUCCACUUCUACUAGCAAAGUAUAUGAUUAUACCUACAGAGUAUUUAAGUUUUAUUCCUUUACAUAUUUUUUCAUUGCCAAAAUUGUCUAUAGUAGAAAAAAUGAAUAAUAAAUAACCUAAAAAAUAAAUGAAAAGUUCUCCCUCUGAGGACAACAGAGAAAUUUUUAGCUUAGAGGCUAAUAAUAAUAAUACCCUUCUUCUCUAGGAGCAUAAAGAGCAGCUUUGAGGAGCAGAAGACGUGAAAUGCAAUGUUUAGUCUGGGUGGGUGCAAGAUCCAGGCAGGGGUGGGGACGGCCACUGCACAGAACCCUGUUCCCUUGCUUCCUGUUCCUCCCGCCCCUCCUCCCUCUGCAGCCCUUGUUCUCAGAGGCCAUCCCCAGACCCACAGCAGCAGGUGUUACGGCUGCAGGCCUCAAGCUCCUUUGUUUUGGGAGAAACGGUUGAGGAGUUAGUAUUUACUGAGCAGCUUAUAUGCUCCAGUCAGUAUUAUCACAUAAUAAUUACUGUUAAGUAAUACAUGAAAAUAUUUAAAUUUAAAGCAUUUGAAUAUUUUAAAAGUAUAGGGAGCAAAAGGCCGCCAAAGUGUCCUUUCACUCACUAACGUCCGGUCGGCAGUUUAGCAUGCAUCUUUUUAGACUUUUUUAGGCAUUUGCAUCUGUGAUUAUGCAGAAAUGUACAGCUUUGCUUUUGUUUUUCAACUGAAUCAUUAGUAUAGUUCUGCAAGUUGCUUUUUGAUCACUUAGUGUAUCUUCAUUAUCCAGGCUCAUGACAAUAAAUCAACUCUUUUUACCCGCUGCACUGAAUUCCCUCUGAGGGAUGAGUCGUCAUUCCUCUAAGCAGUUUCUGCUGGGUGGCUGGCUCAGUUGGUUACCACUUUUAUAUUAAAAAUAGUGCUGCAGUGUCAUUCACACAGAGGCUUCUCCCUGCACCCAUGCAAGUACUUUGCUAGACUAAACAUCAGAAAGUGGAAUUUCUGGGCCAAUUGUGCACAUUCUAAAUUUCACAUUUCAUGAUAUUGUAUGAGUAAAUAAGUUCCAGUGGUUUUGUCCCAUGACCGAGAGCAAAUAACUUGUGAAUCUGAGUGCCUUUACUUACUGCUUACCCUCUUUGUGUCCCUAACCCUAAUAUCAUGAGCCUGGCCCCUUGUGGGUACUCAGUAAAUAUUUGUUGAAUGACUUUAUGAAGGGAAGAAAGAAGUAAGGCCUGGUCUUAUUUGCAGCUCUCUGAUCACUAGCCUUGGAUUAAAUGUGGUAGGUUCAGCCCCUCACUGACUGCAAGGCCCCACCAGGCAGUCUUCCUGAAUCCCACCAGGAGUCCACUGGGCCACGAGUUAACCAAGAUAAUGGCCAAGAGCUGAGGCUUUGAGGAGUCCAUAGUGUUGGACACCCACGGUGGUGGACCAAGCAGAAACAAGGAACCCAAGGAAAAAGGGCCCGCAAGAAACAAAAGGGGGAUGACAGAGGGUUGGACAGGCAGGGAAAGUUUGGGGAAGCGAUAGGAUUCUGAAUAUUUUCAAACAGUAGAGUGAGGAUGUCCUGAUCAGAUAACAGAUGUGCAUUUUACAUAGACAUGGUUUUACAGGUGAUUUUCCAUGUUGGAACUCAAAGGUAAAGACACUCAAGGACAGAAAUCUUUUGCAGAGUGUCUGACCCACACCGGCUGGUGUCUCCUGAUACGCAGCACGGAUGGAAAUGGCAAGUUCCCUGGCCUUUCUUCUGCUCAGCUUUCAUGUCUGCCUCCUCUUGGUCCAGCUGCUCACUCCUUGCUCAGCUCAGUUUGCUGUGCUUGGACCCCCUGGGCCCAUCCUGGCCAUGGUGGGUGAAGACGCUGAUCUGCCCUGUCACCUGGUCCCGACCAGGAGUGCAGAGACCAUGGAGCUGAGGUGGGUGAGUUCCAGCCUCAGGCAGGUGGUGAGUGUGUAUGCAGAUGGAAAGGAAGUGGAAGACAGGCAGAGCACAGAGCAUCGAGGGAGAACUUCGAUUCUCCGGGAUGGCAUCGCUGCAGGGAAGGCUGCUCUCCGAAUACACAACGUCACAGCCUCUGACAGUGGAAAGUACUUGUGUUAUUUCCAAGACGGUGACUUCUAUGAAAAAGCCCUGGUGGAGCUGAAGGUUGCAGCACUGGGUUCUGAUCUUCACAUUGACUUGAAGGGUUAUGAAGCUGGAGGGAUCCAUCUGGAGUGCCGGUCCACUGGCUGGUACCCCGAGCCCGAAAUACAAUGGAGCGACGCCAAGGGAGAGAACAUCCCAGCUGUGGAAGUGGAAGCACCCGUGGUUGCGGACGGAGCGGGUCUAUAUUCAGUAGCAGGAUCCGUGACCAUGAGAGGCAGUUCUGCGGAGCAGGUGUCCUGCAUCAUCAGAAAUUCCCUCCUCGGCCUGGAAAAGACAGCCAGUAUUUCCAUCGCAGACCCGUUCUUCUGGAGCGCCCAGCCCUGGAUCGCAGCCCUGGCAGGGACCCUCCCUAUCUCGCUGCUGCUUCUCGCAGGAGCCAGUUUCUUCUUGUGGCGACAGCAGAAGGAAAUAAUUGCGCUGUCCAGGGAGACAGAAAGAGAGCGAGAGAUGAAAGAACUGGGAUAUGCCGGAACAAAGCAGCAAAUAAGCAUUAGAGAGGCGCUCCGGGAGGAACUCAAGUGGAGAAAAAUCCGGUACCUGGCUCGGGGAGAGAAGUCUUUAGCCUAUCAUGAAUGGAAAAUGGCCCUCUUCAAGCCUGCGGAUGUGAUUCUGGAUCCAGACACGGCAAACCCCAUCCUCCUUGUUUCUGAGGACCAGAGGACUGUGCAGCGUGCUGAGGAGCCCCGGGAUAUUCCAGACAACCCCGAGAGAUUUGAGUGGCGUUACUGUGUUCUCGGCUGUGGAAGCUUCACCUCAGGGAGACAUUACUGGGAGGUGGAGGUGGGGGACAGGAAAGAGUGGCAUAUUGGGGUGUGCAGUAAGAACGUGGAGAGGAAAAAAGGUUGGGUCAAAAUGACACCUGAGAACGGAUACUGGACUAUGGGACUGACUGAUGGGAAUAAGUAUCGGGCUCUCACUGAGCCCAGAACCAACCUGACACUUCCUGAGUCCCCUAGGAAAGUGGGGGUCUUCCUGGACUAUGAGACUGGAGAUGUCUCAUUCUACAAUGCGGUGGACGGAUCUCAUAUCUACACCUUCCCGCACACCUCCUUCUCUGAGCCUCUGUAUCCUGUUUUCAGAAUUUUGACCUUGGAACCCACUGCCCUGACCAUUUGCCCAGCGCCAAAAGGAGUAGAGAGUUCCCCGGAUCCCGACCUAGUUGCAUCUGAUCAUCCUCUAGAGACACCAGUGGCCCCGGGCUUAGCUAACCAAAGUGGGGAGCCUCAGGCCGAAGUAACAUCCCUGCUUCUCCCUGCCCAGCCUGGAGCUGACAGCCUCCCCCUUCACAGCAACCAAGCAGAGGCAUAA